Molecule: messenger RNA, 629 nt
Organism: Dreissena polymorpha
Lineage: Eukaryota; Metazoa; Mollusca; Bivalvia; Myida; Dreissenidae
Exons: 4
Coding region: 248-571 (107 amino acids)
Source: RefSeq, a predicted model, not a curated record
CGCACGAAAAGCGUCAUCCUUAUGGUACUUAGGUGUCUAUAUAAAGGGACUCUCACAGAAGAAAUGUGCAAAUCAACGGUGACAUAACCAACCGCGGGGAUUUCAGCUCUCUAGUUAAUAUGCAAGCCAUCUGUAUUUUCCUGGGUGUGAUCGUGGCAUGUUAUGCCGCCACCACCCAUAAACCCCCUCACACCACGCAUGCGCACGCAAAUCACACCCAGCAUGCACACCAGAAUCCACACCGCGCAUGCGCACAACAUUACGGGCCCCCACGCACGAGCCAGCGGAAACGGACUCGAUUACCUUCCAGUUUCAGCCACUGACAUUUCACCUUCUAGUGAAGACUCACCCGGAUAAAAUGACCUACAACUGCUACAUCGCAGCCCUCUCCGACUCCGAGCAUGCGCAGAUCCACACCGACGCCGGCAUGAGGGCCGUCGAGCUGAGAAUCCUGGCCGCUCUCGGAAGCGCCACGGCGGUGACCGACGUCAGCACGCUUGACAAACAUGACGUCACUACCUGUACCGCGCACUUCUCCAUGCAGCCUCACUACUUCACCAUCACCGUCUAAGUCGCAUUUGCAUUUAUCUUAUUAUGUAUAAUUACGUAAUAUAAAUGCAUAUCUAAAA